GUUCACGGUGGAGAGAUGCUGAUUGCACCCAGGUGAGCAGCGCGGCCCCAGGGCUAGUGGCGACUCUCCCUGUGAGUCCUCCGCAUCAGCGCGGCCGGCGCCGGCUCCUUGGAUGAGCCCUCCAGUUCCCAGACUUUGAGAGGCAUCUCUCCCCCGCCCGACCGUCCAGAUGCAGUUUCGCCUUUUCUCCUUUGCCCUCAUCAUUCUGAAUUGUAUGGAUUAUAGCCACUGCCAAGGCAACCGAUGGAGACGCAGUAAGCGAGCUAGCUAUGUAUCAAAUCCCAUUUGCAAGGGUUGUUUGUCUUGUUCAAAGGACAAUGGGUGCAGCCGAUGUCAACAGAAGUUGUUCUUCUUCCUUCGAAGAGAAGGGAUGCGCCAGUAUGGAGAGUGCCUGCAUUCCUGCCCAUCGGGGUACUAUGGACACCGGGCCCCAGAUAUGAACAGAUGUGCAAGAUGCAGAAUAGAAAACUGUGAUUCUUGCUUUAGCAAAGACUUUUGUACCAAGUGCAAAGUAGGCUUUUAUUUGCAUAGAGGCCGUUGCUUUGAUGAAUGUCCAGAUGGUUUUGCACCAUUAGACGAAACCAUGGAAUGUGUGGAAGGAUGUGAAGUUGGUCAUUGGAGCGAAUGGGGAACUUGUAGCAGAAAUAAUCGCACAUGUGGAUUUAAAUGGGGUCUGGAAACCAGAACACGACAAAUUGUAAAAAAGCCAGCAAAAGACACAAUACCAUGUCCAACCAUUGCUGAAUCCAGGAGAUGUAAGAUGGCCUUGAGGCAUUGUCCAGGAGGGAAGAGAACACCCAAGGCAAAGGAGAAAAGGAACAAGAAGAAGAAGAGGAAGCUGAUAGAAAGAGCCCAGGAGCAACACAGCGUCUUCCUAGCUACAGACAGAGCUAACCAGUAAAAGGAAAGAGAUAUAUGGUGGAUUCUGGGGGAUUUUUGCAAAAGUGCACAAAGCUACUCUCUACUCCUGCACACUGGCGUGCAGCAUUUUUGCUGCUCUGACCAGUAUCCAUUUCCAGUAAUAUUGUGAAAGGAAGAGCCACACGCACAGCCUCUGUGCUAUUUAUGCUUUGAUUCAAAUCUGGAGACCGUGAAGGCGGGAGUAAGUGUGCAGCCCAUGACUUGGUUCAGUGUGGGCUGUGAGAAUCUGUCCCUGACACCACAGACACACCAGAGGUGUAAGCUGCAGACCACCACCAGAGAACGGACUUGUGCCUAUUUAUGUGAAAGAGGAUGCUCGGCAGGCAAAGCGCUAUUCACUUGUGACCUUUAUUUCUCACAUUGUGCAUUUUCAAGGAUAAAUGUCUACGUGGAUAUCUGCUUAGUGUUACCACAUGGUGUUCUCAGCAUCUGUUACCUUCAAACUGUCAUGCGAUGAAACUGCUUUUUAGCUGGGGAUAUGCCACGGAAUUUCUGCUCAGUUUCACAGCAGCUGUAAUGUACAUAUUCUGCUGGAGCUACAUAUAAAGCUCUUAUUUACUGUAUAUUUAUGCUUUCUUGUGAGUAACAAGUCAUACCUGAUUAAUAUGUAACUUUGUUUCUAGUGGUUCGUAACCAUUGUCCAGUACCUUGAGUGUUCUAGUUUUGUGAACUGACAAGCGUUUUGUUGCCUCUUGAAAAUUUUUUUUUUUUGGUGACUUUAUUUCUCAUUGUAAGAAUAGGAUAAAUUAGUUUGUAUAUACAGUCAAAUGACCAGUGUCAAAGAGUUUGAAUAUUGAAAGACCUUCCCCACUCCAUGUGUCCCCCACAUACAGGCAGCACGUGACAUCUGGCAAUCAGAGCCCAAACGCUCUCUGAAGCUAAGAUGUGAUGACUUAUAGAACACAACGGAAAACAUGAGGAAUUACAAGCAGCCACUUGUAGUUCUCAUCAGGCAAUUUCUCAGGCCAGCUAGACAGUUUUUCAAACUUAUUUCUGACUUUUUUCUUCUUUUUUCAAUUUGAAGCAUUUCCUGAUUUUCAAUUCCAAUAUUCUUGAGUCACUGAAGAAGUUACCAUCAUGAGCCCAUGCAUAGAAUUUGAAUUCCUACAACUGAUGGGCAGAUCUUAACAGAUCUCUGUUGAGCCAGAAUCUAUUUCAUAUCCAAGACAGAGAAGAACCCUAUAGAAACUUCCCAGGUGACUUUCAGAGCAGUUUUUUAACAAACAUCAUUAUUCACUUUGGGGAAGUGGUUCUUACAGGGUUGUGAAUUGGCUUUUUUUUUUCUAAAAGUAUCAUCAUGUUCCUGGCUGAUCCAGGGAAAAAUUAGAACAAAAAAUAAAUGGUUGCAGAAUUUUGAGGAAACAACCAAAGCAAGGUAAAGCCUUUUUCUUACCUUGCAUCAGCAAAGCUACCUCUUCAGCAUUUUUGUUUAACUUUUGAGUCAAAAGCAUCUUACCAAUAAGUAUAAGUGGUCAUAUACAUCAUUACGAAAAUAUUAUUGCUAUGAGCUAAUAAGCCAUAUAUGAAUGUUGUAUACAACUUUAGGGUUUGCAUUUAAUCCUAAAGUGUUCACUUUCUUUCAUGUCUAUUUACACUAUAUUCCUAUUUACUAAGUGGGGAGGGCUCUCCUUUAUAUAGUGCUUCAUCAUUAAUAAGUCAAUACCUGUUGUUUCUGGGAUGUUCUUUUUGUGCAUUAAAAAACUUCAAAAUUA
Molecule: messenger RNA, 2633 nt
Organism: Galeopterus variegatus (Sunda flying lemur)
Lineage: Eukaryota; Metazoa; Chordata; Mammalia; Dermoptera; Cynocephalidae
Gene: RSPO2
Product: R-spondin 2
Exons: 5
Coding region: 170-901 (243 amino acids)
Source: RefSeq, a predicted model, not a curated record